Molecule: messenger RNA, 1722 nt
Organism: Urocitellus parryii (Arctic ground squirrel)
Lineage: Eukaryota; Metazoa; Chordata; Mammalia; Rodentia; Sciuridae
Gene: P4ha3
Product: prolyl 4-hydroxylase subunit alpha 3
Biological process (GO): peptidyl-proline hydroxylation to 4-hydroxy-L-proline
Cellular component (GO): endoplasmic reticulum
Molecular function (GO): procollagen-proline 4-dioxygenase activity; L-ascorbic acid binding; iron ion binding
Source: RefSeq, a predicted model, not a curated record
GGCAGGAGCGCGGGGCCGACGGGCGGGACGUUGAGGGAACGGGCGAGCGCCGGCGAUGGGCCCCGCCGCGAGGCUGGCGGCGCUGCUGGCGGUGCUGGCUCUCCGGGCCGAGGACCCGGCAGGGGCAGCGGCGCGAGAGGACACGUUCUCGGCCCUGACCUGCGUGGCGCGCGCCCUGGCACCCGAGCGCCGGCUGCUGGGGCUGCUGCGGCGCUACCUGCGCGGGGAGGAGGCGCGACUGAGGGACCUGACCAGGUUCUAUGACAAGGUGCUUUCACUCCAUGAGGACCCAGCAGCCCCUGUGGCUAACCCUCUGCUUGCCUUUACUCUCAUCAAAAGGCUGCAGUCUGACUGGAGGAAUGUGGUGCAUAGCCUGGAGGCCAGUGAGAACAUCCAAGCUCUUAAGGAUGGUUAUGAGAAGGUGGAACAAGACCUCCCAGCCUUUGAGGACCUUGAAGGAGCAGCACGGGCCUUGAUGCGGCUGCAGGAUGUGUACAUGCUCAAUGUGAAGGGCCUGGCCCGAGGUGUCUUUCAGAGAGUCACUGGCUCUGACGUCACUGACUUGUACAGUCCCAGACGGAUCUUCUCCCUCACAGCAGAUGAUUGCUUCCAAGUAGGCAAGGUGGCCUAUGACAUGGGGGAUUACUACCAUGCCAUUCCAUGGCUGGAGGAGGCUGUCAGUCUCUUCCGAGGCUCUUAUGGGGAGUGGAAGACAGAGGAUGAAGCAAGCCUAGAAGAUGCCUUGGAUCACUUGGCCUUUGCCUGUUUCCAGGCAGGAAAUGUUUCGUGUGCCCUGAGCCUCUCCCGAGAGUUUCUUCUCUACAGCCCAGAAAAUAAGAGGAUGGCCAGGAAUGUGUUGAAAUAUGAAAGGCUCUUGGCAGAGAGCCCCCACCAGGCUAUAGCUGAGGCUGUCAUCCAGAGACCCAGAGUGCCCCACCUGCGGACUAGAGACACAUAUGAGGGGUUAUGUCAGACCCUGGGCUCCCAGCCCAUUCACUACCAGAUCCCUAGCCUCUACUGCUCCUAUGAGACCAAUUCCAGCCCCUACCUGCUUCUGCAGCCCAUCCGGAAGGAGAUCAUUCACCUAGAGCCCUAUGUUGCUCUCUAUCAUGACUUUGUCAGUGACUCAGAGGCUCAGAAAAUUCGCGAGCUUGCAGAACCAUGGCUCCAGAGAUCAGUGGUGGCAUCAGGGGAAAAGCAGUUGCAAGUGGAGUACCGUAUCAGCAAAAGUGCCUGGCUAAAGGACACUGUUGACCCAAUGCUGGUGACCCUUGACCACCGCAUCGCAGCCCUCACAGGCCUUGAUGUCCAGCCUCCCUACGCAGAGUAUCUCCAGGUGGUGAACUAUGGCAUUGGAGGGCACUAUGAGCCUCACUUUGACCAUGCUACGUCACCAAGCAGCCCCUUAUACAGAAUGAAGUCUGGAAACCGAGUUGCAACAUUUAUGAUCUAUCUGAGCUCAGUGGAAGCUGGAGGAGCCACGGCCUUCAUCUACGCCAACUUCAGCGUGCCUGUGGUUAAGAAUGCAGCACUGUUUUGGUGGAACCUGCAUAGGAGUGGUGAGGGGGACGGUGACACACUUCAUGCUGGCUGUCCUGUCCUGGUGGGAGAUAAGUGGGUGGCCAACAAGUGGAUACACGAGUAUGGACAGGAAUUCCGCAGACCCUGCGGCUCCAACCCGGAAGACUGAAGAUUUGUCAGAGCAGCUGCGGAGUCUUGCGG